AUGGGUGAAGAAGCUCGAGUUGUAGAUAUAGAGAGCAGCGAAGAGAACGCGACGAGAAGAAACCAUGACUCGGUAGUAGAUUUAUACCCGCUUAGUAGCUACUACUUCGGUUCGCGAGAUGCUGUUCGCGUCAAGGAUGAGAUGAUCUCUGAUCGUGUGGUCAGAUUGAAAUCGGAUUACGCUACUCAUGGAUUGAGGACUUGCGUUGAAGCUGUUCUUUUGGUUGAGCUGUUCAAGCAUCCUCAUGUUUUACUUCUUCAGUAUAGAAACUCCAUCUUCAAGCUUCCUGGUGGUCGUUUGAGACCUGGUGAAUCAGGUUUUACUUUUACUCUUCUUUAA
Messenger RNA from Eruca vesicaria subsp. sativa (arugula), 339 nucleotides. The record is from the annotation of a GenBank genome assembly. NCBI's taxonomy places the organism in Eukaryota, Viridiplantae, Streptophyta, Magnoliopsida, Brassicales, Brassicaceae.